GACAUUUCCUACUGACCACAUAUCAUCGCCGCACUUCCCGCCAUCAUCUAUCUUGCCUCUUCCCUCGUCGACUGAAGAGUGCUCCUUUCAGCCCGUGCAUAUCUCCCCGAACACCGCGCACCGACCAACAGCAUGUGGAUCAUCGACUGGUUCUGGGACGUGCUGGCCCAACUCGGCCUCGCCAACAAACACGCCAAGCUCCUCUUUCUCGGCCUCGACAAUGCCGGCAAGACCACCCUCCUGCACAUGCUCAAGAACGACCGUGUAGCAAUUCUGCAGCCCACUCUCCACCCCACCAGCGAAGAGCUCUCCAUCGGCAACAACCGCUUCACCACCUUCGAUCUCGGCGGGCAUCAGCAGGCCCGGCGAUUGUGGAAGGACUACUUCCCCGAAGUCAGCGGCAUCGUCUUCCUCGUCGACGCCAAAGACCCCGAGCGAUUCGCGGAGAGCAAGGCGGAGUUGGACGCGCUGCUCAGCAUGGAAGAGUUGAAUAAGACUCCCUUUUUGAUUCUGGGCAACAAGAUCGACCAUCCGAACGCCGUGAGCGAGGAUCAGUUGAGGCAUGAGUUGGGCUUGUAUCAGACGACCGGCAAAGGCAAGGUGCCUUUGGAAGGAAUCCGAGCGAUUGAAAUCUUCAUGUGCUCUGUGGUAAUGCGACAAGGCUAUGGCGAGGGGAUCCGCUGGUUGUCACAAUACGUCUAAGAUGGCUUGGUGGCUACGGCGAGACAGAGGGAGGGCGCAGGCUUUCUCGGCCGUGCUGUACCUUCACAGCCGCAGAUUGGCUUACCGGAAACGAGGGCAGGAACCAUGCGCUUGGGCAGUCUAGCGCUGGGCCGUAUAGAUCCGUGCAAGUGCCCGUGCUUUUAAUGCAGCGUUGUUUCAUUGGAUUUCAUGGUCUUUGCCCUCCCUUUGAUCUACUGUGCUCCUC
Messenger RNA from Neohortaea acidophila, 928 nucleotides. RefSeq names its product ADP-ribosylation factor family-domain-containing protein. Gene Ontology annotation, biological process: intracellular protein transport; endoplasmic reticulum to Golgi vesicle-mediated transport; vesicle organization. The transcript has 4 exons. Gene Ontology annotation, molecular function: GTP binding; GTPase activity. Gene Ontology annotation, cellular component: endoplasmic reticulum exit site; COPII vesicle coat. NCBI's taxonomy places the organism in Eukaryota, Fungi, Ascomycota, Dothideomycetes, Mycosphaerellales, Teratosphaeriaceae. The record is from RefSeq and is a predicted model, not a curated record. Bases 133 to 702 code for a protein of 189 amino acids.